Molecule: messenger RNA, 1861 nt
Organism: Suillus clintonianus
Lineage: Eukaryota; Fungi; Basidiomycota; Agaricomycetes; Boletales; Suillaceae
Exons: 3
Coding region: 256-1476 (406 amino acids)
Source: RefSeq, a predicted model, not a curated record
CACAACCACGGAGUUCAGCUCUCGAUAUAUAGCCUCCAGGACCUCUAAGCUGCUUCGUAAAUGAACAUGAUGCGUAUACGACGUACGUAUCAGAGCUGUCAGAAGCUAUCGUGGCCCGGGCGCAAGGCCGCUGACUACAAAGUAAGUUGCCCCCUUUCAAAAGUCCGCAAAUCUGUGUGACUUUCUCUACCCAUUACAGCCCACUCCACUAGUGAUACUUGCUUGAAGCCAGUCUUGAUACGGUGACACCGUGAAAUGUCGCAAAUCUCAGCCAAAUGCACCAGUCGACCACAACCUCAGCUUGCUCACGAAUGUGCAGUAGGCGAAUUGUUUGGUCGCGCUCCAAUUUACGACGCCAUAUUCUCUUGCGUCUCGCCCCGCACGCUUGUGCGCACUGGCCGCAGUUGUCGUGCCGCGUACGCUGCAUCCAAGGACUUUUCUCAUCGUGCCUACAACAUACACCGGCAUCUUUCUUACUUUCUUUCCGACCCCCUCAGUUUUCGCAGUUUACAGGCGCAUACCGGGACGCUUAUUGCGGGCUCGAACGCACUUCAAUUUCUGGAUAGGACGUUCUAUCCCAAAUCUGACAUGGACCUUUACGUGCAUCCAGGGCACGUGAGAGAAGUGAUAGACUAUCUUGUUGAAAGAGAGGGAUAUAAAUUCAAGCCAGACUCGUCUCAACCUGAGGAUUACCGUGAAAUCGUGUCUGAUGAGUGGGACGGUACUCAAAGUCGCGAUGAGUCACUUGAAGAUGACGAGCUCUUACUAUACUACCAAAUCAAAGGAGUCGAAUCUGUACUCUCAGUCGAGAAACGUGGCCCGGACGGUCUUCUGAAGAUCCAACUUAUAGGAUGCGAGACGAGCCCAUUCGAUACCAUCAUAAACUUCCAUUCCACCUGUGUUAUGAACUUUAUAGCCUUCGACGCAGUUUAUUCUUUGUACCCAGUGGGGACUUUUGAAAACAGGGAUACUCUUUCAGUUUGGCGGGCAAGGCCACUGCAUGACCUUUCUGUCGUGAUCAAGUACAGCGAACGCGGCUUUGCAUGGAUUUCCACACUACCGGCCGGCACUUCCCCAUACACUUCCCCCUUCCACCCUUUCACAGACCGCACCGUUGGAGACCAAUAUACUUGGAGGCUGCCUCUGGAUACUCAGGGAGUCGCUCUGCGUCCACAAGUGAACCAAUCUUCCUCUCUUUUCCAGUGCGACCCUGUAAUCUACAAUGGCUGGGCGCUGGAGCGAGUACAACACGGAAUGGGCACCGUCUACAAGACAAUCAAAUCGUCGGUUUUCCGGUACAACUACACGACCACUAACUACAAGCUGAACUUCAAGCUGUGGCUGUUUGCGAUCGAACGGGGCUUUCUAAGUCGCAUACUGCUGGAAAACCAUUUGCUGGAGAAAGAGAGCUGGCCGUGGUACGCCGACACUAUCAUCGCUUAUGUUCUAUGGAAAUUGACUUCGGUUCGUCUUUGAAGGUUUGACACUGAGCUUGCCAGCUUCUGGGAGACUUUCAAGCAUGAUUUUCUGUCCUUCAUUAAACGGGACUCUACUUAAUACAAGGCUUCCAUCAUACGGCUCAGCAGUUCUAACAUUACGAUAUCGUGUUAUUGAAGCUGAGCAGCCCGUCUUUUCCUUUCGUGUAACGUCCCACUCCUAUGACUGCUCAACUCCUGUAGACUGUUCGACUCGUGUAAACUUUUUAUUAUACGUCACAUGUCCGAUAAUAGUACGCCGUUCAAAAUAUCUUUCUGAGAGCUGAUAUUCUCCUCGUUUGGAUUCUAGAGCAAACCUUCAUUCAGGACGGCGAGGCGUCAAUAUCCCAGUCAACCGUCUGACUCAGCGAUCCUCCUGCUUCAAC